AUGUUCCGCCCGCACAAUCACAGUUUCGCUUCAUCUCGACUCUGCAUCCACUCUUUAACCACGAUAGCCGGAGCGCAUACCUACCUUUCUACUCAAAUCUUACCCGAAGUCAAGAACUUCCACGCGCAGAGAUGGCCCCCCAAGUCCAAGAAGGGUUCCGACAACCUCAACUCCAAGCUUGCCUUGGUUAUCAAGUCCGGCAAGGUCACCCUGGGUGCUAAGUCUACCAUGAAGACUCUGCGCUCCGGCAAGGCCAAGCUGUCUGAGCUUGAGUACUAUGCUAUGCUCGCCAAGACCCCCGUCCACCACUUCUCCGGCAACAACAUCGAGCUCGGUACCGCCUGCGGUAAGCUUUUCCGUUGCGCCACCAUGGCCAUCCUUGAUGCAGGUGACUCCGACAUCCUUUCUGCCAACCAGUAA
Molecule: messenger RNA, 420 nt
Organism: Penicillium maclennaniae
Lineage: Eukaryota; Fungi; Ascomycota; Eurotiomycetes; Eurotiales; Aspergillaceae
Product: 60S ribosomal eL30 domain-containing protein
Exons: 4
Coding region: 1-420 (139 amino acids)
Cellular component (GO): cytosolic large ribosomal subunit
Molecular function (GO): structural constituent of ribosome; RNA binding
Source: RefSeq, a predicted model, not a curated record